CACUCAUCUCCGUUGCAGUCCCAACUCCCGGAAAAACCUGAGUUUUUCCGAGACUCGUCAAGAAAGUUCAACUGACAUCGACACGAAACCCCGUUCAAAAAAAAAGCUCACGCGCAAAUGUCAACACUGUGAUCAUAGUGUCACACACUUUCCAUCCCUCAAUCCAUAAAUUCCCAUCCUAUCCCAUCCGGUGCGAGCUCCCGUAGAGGCUCGAUUUCCACUGUCAUGUCCAAAACUACAUUCGCAAUCAUCGCAGGAGUUUCUGCAGCCACAGGUGCCGGUAUAACCGCCGCCAUGUAUUCUACACGAUCUGAAAAGAAACUUCAAGCAGCAGCAAGCUCAACAGCAGUCACAGCAUCAUCUACUUCAGCGAACGCGGCAGUGCCCAUACCAGUCGGUCAAACCAUAAGCAAAGAUAUAAUAGCGCCCGUUGACCCCGCAGGUCUAUUUCAAUAUGGAUUCCCUGGUCCAGUCGCAGAUCUGGCAACUAGAAAUGCGUUAAUAUCUUCAUUCGACCGAAGACUUCGAAAUCCUUCUUGGGUUGCGGAACACAUAACGCCUGCAUCCCUCGCCGUCUCAAAUGGCGAUCGCAAACACUCCUACUUUGUCGAAGACCCCGCUGUCCCUGAAAAAUUCCGUGGUAAAUUAAAAGAUUAUCUACGCUCUGGCUACGAUCGCGGUCAUCAAGUCCCCGCCGCAGACGCAAAAUGGAGUCAAGAUGCCAUGAACGAUACUUUCUUCCUCACAAAUAUGUGCCCGCAAGUAGGAGAAGGAUUUAACCGCGAUUAUUGGGCGCAUUUUGAGGAUUUCUGCCGUCGACUCACGACUCGAUACCCGAGCGUUAGAAUUGUUACUGGACCUUUAUACUUACCGAAACGGGAUCCGGCGGAUGGGAAAUGGAGAGUGACUUAUGAGGUUAUUGGCAAUCCACCCAACAUCGCUGUGCCGACACAUUUCUACAAGGUUAUAUUUGCCGAAGAUGGUACUACGGCGGGUCCAGUUGCGGUUGGUGCAUUCGUGUUGCCUAACGCGCGGAUACCAAACGAGAAGCCGUUGACAGAUUUUGAGGUACCGGUUGAGAUGGUGGAGAGGGCUAGUGGGUUGGAGUUCAUGACGAAGUUGCCGCCUCAGAGGAGGAAGAGACUGUGUGAUGAUAUGAUGUGUGCGUUAGUCAUUAAGGACUACUCGGAUAGACAGAAGGCAUUUACGAAGGGUGGUGAGAGCAAACAAAUUCAAGCACCGACGAGGACGAGCCCCAGACACUCUUCUUGAUUCAUCACGUUUGGAAUUGCUUUUUGCAUGUAAUGGACGAGGUUUUGCAGCAUAUAUUUAUAGCAUUAUCGGCGGGUAUUCUUAAUGGGGUUGCAUCUUGACAUGGCGUUCUCCUGCAUUUUCUACAUUGAUUGCGAUUUAUAUACCAUAGCAUUAGUGCUCUUCAAUCA
Molecule: messenger RNA, 1442 nt
Organism: Sclerotinia trifoliorum
Lineage: Eukaryota; Fungi; Ascomycota; Leotiomycetes; Helotiales; Sclerotiniaceae
Source: the annotation of a GenBank genome assembly